CAGAUCCGGUGGAAGCGAAUUCUGAAUCUCUGCCGACCAAAAGGGGCUAGAACGAAAAGACGCUGACCUAGUGGGAGAGGAGGGCGGGGACCCAGAGGAAAGAGACACUCAGGGUUGGGGAAGUGUUAGGAGGGGAGGGUUAGCGUGGGAGGGAGGGACACUCUCAGAGCUGUCGGAGCGACGCAAGGAAGGAUAAAGAAAGGGGAGUGAGAAGAAAGAGGGAGAUUGAAAGAGAAGCGGGGGGAGAGAAGGCUUUCUAGAGAGGAGACUGGAGGAGAGAGUGGGAAAGGGAUAGGGAGAGAAGCAGGAAGAGGAGAGUCAGAGUGACCUUAGAGGAUGAGGCUUCUCUAUUCCAGAUACUUCUAAGAUUGAAGACUGUUGGCUAGUGGGGAGACUCCGACUCCGGCUCCGGCAGCCAGUUGGGCAGCGGCAAAGUAAAAUGGACAGCGAGAAACAGAUGUUCCAGCCACCUCUCCAACGCCCAGAGGUCCCGAAGCUCUUCUCUGGCGAACUCCUUUCCCAGCUGGAGUCUCUGAGCCUGCUGGACCCAGCGAGCCCAGGGAGCUCCUGGAAGCUGCUCCUCGGAGAUGCCCUCGCCUGAGCAGUAAGAACUUCCUGCUUGAGUCCCUGCAUUCCCUCCACCUGAAACUCCCCAGGAGAGAGGGGUGGAAGACCCCAGGGGGAGGGGCGAGGGGGAUCCUAACGCAGCACUUUCUCCCCCCCCCCCUCCCCUCCCCGCCGGGCGCGCAGGCAUGGAUGUACUCAACCCGGGACAGGGCAACAACACCACUUUGUCCGAGGGUCCCUUCGGGACUCGCGGAAACGCUACUGGCAUCUCCGACGUGACCUUCAGCUACCAAGUGAUCACCUCACUGCUGCUGGGCACGCUCAUUUUCUGCGCGGUGCUGGGCAAUGCGUGCGUGGUGGCCGCCAUCGCCCUGGAGCGCUCCCUGCAGAAUGUGGCCAACUAUCUCAUCGGCUCUCUGGCUGUCACCGACCUCAUGGUGUCGGUGCUGGUGCUGCCCAUGGCUGCGCUCUACCAGGUGCUCAACAAAUGGACGCUGGGGCAGGUCACCUGUGACCUAUUCAUCGCCCUCGACGUGCUGUGUUGCACCUCGUCCAUCCUGCACCUGUGCGCCAUUGCACUGGACAGGUACUGGGCCAUCACGGACCCCAUUGACUACGUGAACAAGAGGACGCCCCGGCGCGCCGCUGCGCUCAUCUCGCUCACUUGGCUCAUUGGCUUCCUUAUCUCCAUCCCGCCCAUGCUGGGUUGGCGCACCCCCGAAGACCGCUCCGACCCCGACGCGUGCACGAUUAGCAAGGACCACGGCUACACUAUCUACUCGACCUUUGGCGCUUUCUACAUCCCGCUGCUGCUCAUGCUGGUUCUCUACGGGCGCAUCUUCCGAGCUGCGCGCUUCCGCAUCCGCAAAACAGUCAAGAAGGUGGAGAAGAAGGGAGCGGACACCCGCUUUGGGGUGUCGCCGGCCCCGCAGCCCAAGAAGAGCGUAAACGGCGAGCCGGGGAGCAGAGAAUGGAGGCAGGGUGUGGAGAACAAGGCAGGGGGGACUCUGUGCACCAAUGGCGCGGUGAGGCAGGGUGAGGACGGCGCCGCCCUGGAGGUGAUUGAAGUGCACAGGGUGGGCAAUUCCAAAGAGCACCUGCCGCUGCCCAGCGAGGCGGGUGCUAUCCCUUGCACCCCCGCCUCCUUCGAGAAGAAGAAUGAGCGCAACGCCGAGGCCAAGCGCAAGAUGGCCCUGGCCCGGGAGAGGAAAACGGUGAAGACGUUGGGCAUCAUCAUGGGCACAUUCAUCCUUUGCUGGCUGCCCUUCUUCAUCGUGGCCCUGGUCCUGCCCUUCUGUGAGAGCAGCUGCCACAUGCCCACCCUGCUGGGAGCCAUAAUCAACUGGCUGGGCUACUCCAACUCUCUGCUCAACCCUGUCAUUUACGCCUACUUCAACAAAGACUUCCAAAACGCGUUUAAGAAGAUCAUCAAGUGCAAGUUCUGCCGCCGAUGAUGGUCGAGUAGUCGGCGAGUAGGUCCGCCCCAUCCUCUCUGCCUCCUCCAGUCUUCUGGAAUCAACACUUCUGAUAGCUCGCUAAUUUCCUCUCACUUUCUCCGCUGCUUGGGGUCCCCGCUUCCAGACCUCGUCCCUCCACUUCCGUCGCCCAAUACCCUGCUCGGAGGGAGUGCGCUUUGUGCAAAGAGCCCCAGAGAAAGGUCUGGAGGGGGUGGGAAACUCCCCUUUCCGUGAUAAGCGACCUUGGCUCAGCCUUUGGCCUCAGAAUCAGUUCUGAACUCUGCACUGGCCUCCUCCCUCUUCCGAAUCCCAAAUCUUCGCGGCGGAAGUUUAAGCCUAAGCCAUUCAAGGCAAAAAAAUCUACACAGAUAAAUAAACAGUACACGCAGCCGCCGCGCCCACUAACCGCUCCCACACGAUCGCCCCACAGCGAGAACUUGGAUUUAAGGUUCAGGAGUUUGCUUCAUUCCCGAUUUCCAAACCUACCCCGCCAUCCUACCCUAGAAACUCACUUUCCCCCACCAGUUUCAUGCCUAGGUUUGCUAGUCGGGAAAAGCUGGAGGGUCUGUUUUUCCCAGUGACUGUGGUGUUCCUGGGAAUCCCCGCCCCCCCGUGUAGACUUGCAGAGUAUCUCUUCCGCGCACAGCCCCUGCUCUGUCUUCCUGGACUCCAAACAAGUGGCCAGAAGCUGUCUCUUAGAGUGCACUUGUUAUGUUUGUUAAUUCCACUGCUUUCUGGUAUCAGAAUGAUGACUGCAGGGCAUGGUGAGCCUAGGUACACCCCACAGGGAACACAGAGGUCGAGGGUAUUUCGGCCCCAGAAGAGAGCUCUCUGAAGCGGCAGGCAGCCUUGUACAGACAAUGUAAAUGAAGAGGACUCCCUGGUCAGAGAGGAGUAUGGCGCCACAUGUGUUAAGAGCUGGAUCUCUAAUUCUCUAGAUAAAAGGAGCCCCAAGUAUGUCUCUAGAGACUGGGAAAAUGGAAGCAACAAAGAAGAAAGAUUGAAAGCAGGAAGAACUGAAGAUUCUUGUGAAUGAGGGAGUCACUGAAGGAGCCAAGUCUUAAGAAGGCAAGAGAUUGAAGGAUUGAGCUCUGAGGUGGAGACUUUCUGUGAGACAGGAGGUGAAGGGACACAUAUGAAGAGGUAGAGAGAAUCCAGCUUUGGGGAGAAAGGAAGCUAUUGUAUGAGGAUCAACCUGUCAGUGGUUUCAUUUGAGAGUUAUAUGCCACAGGUCAUAUUGAUGCCACAGGUCAGUUGAUGCCUCAGGUCAACAGUUAAAAUGAAAGCACACUUGUGCUGGAGAAUCUGCUACCUGGGAGCCAAAUGAAAUUGCAUGGAAUUGGAGGCUGUAAGUGGUACCUGUUGAGAGUAGCCUUGGAGUUUGAGCUGUCUUUACACUAGUCUAUAUAUGACCUCUUUUUUGGUCCCUUCUGGCCUGGCUUCAUCCUUCACCACCUUUGGCAUGGUUUGAAAUAAAGAGAAUGGGAAAUCAAACAUAAGGGUCCCUUCUAGGGCUGGCAGUUGCUCUGAUAUCCUCCACUUUACCAUUGCCUCUAAGAAUAUGUAGAAUCCUUCACUAUUGAAGCUUUGACAAACAGGAGAGAAUAUAUGCCUGAUAAUUUUUUUAUUCAAGAAGUAAGAUAACAAGUGAUAGGAGUGAGGGCAAUGAUGUCAGCAGGGUAAAUAAAGUCUAGAGUAGUUAAUACAGCUAAAAUUAUACUAGCGAUUUUAGAACAGGGAUUCUUAAACUGUCAAGCAGUUCAGUUUUUAAGUUAUCUGCUGAUACUAGACAUCUGGCUUUGUACUAAACCAGAUCCAUGCGAAUGGCUAACUCCUAGCUUAUUUUGUGGUUCUUUUCCAACUCUCCCUGGUUGCCAAACCCUAUUGCUCUACCUCUAGGUCUCUCAUAUAUACUCUUCCUAUUUUUUUUUUAAAUUUCCCACAUUCUAAUUUUAGGUUUUAGUUCAUGCCUUUAAUUCAUGAUUGCAUGAUUGUUCCAGCUUCCUAUGUUACCUUAUAUUCCAUCUUUUUACUCACUUCUCCUUUUAUUCAGUCUUGAGUACCACUAUUAAAUUAACAUCUUAUGGCAAAAGAUUCCCCAUAUUUAAGUGUACUUCUCACAAUAUAACCAGUUCCUCCUAACCUCAUGCUGAGAUUAAAUAGAUAAUAUCUGGAGAUAUUUAGAAUAACUCUUUU
Lutra lutra (Eurasian river otter) is the source of this 4220-nucleotide messenger RNA. RefSeq names its product 5-hydroxytryptamine receptor 1A (gene HTR1A). Gene Ontology annotation, cellular component: plasma membrane. NCBI's taxonomy places the organism in Eukaryota, Metazoa, Chordata, Mammalia, Carnivora, Mustelidae. The record is from RefSeq and is a predicted model, not a curated record. Gene Ontology annotation, molecular function: G protein-coupled serotonin receptor activity. Bases 753 to 2021 code for a protein of 422 amino acids. The transcript has 4 exons. Gene Ontology annotation, biological process: adenylate cyclase-activating adrenergic receptor signaling pathway; regulation of hormone secretion; regulation of vasoconstriction.